AUGUACGAUUGCACCACUGCUACCGGCGGCAUCGGCGCUGUCACGGUGGGCGGUGUGAUUGGCGAUAAUGCAGCGUGUGCGCUUAGCGGCGGCGGCGGUGGACCACAGGGUGCGGUGGACAAGCCGUUCCUCUUGCAGGACGGACGUGUCGGCUUGCGGGCGAGCCUCGAUAAGGCCUGGUAUACGCAUGGCGAGGAUGUCUGCGUGACGGUGAAUAUUAAGAACGACAGCCGCAAGACGGUGCGGAAAGUGCGGGUGUGCGCCAUUCAACACGUCGACGUAUGCAUGUUUAACAAUGGCAAAUUCAAAAAUAUUGUCGCUGACUCAGACAACAGUACGCCCGUGGAUCACACAGUAGCACCCGGCAGCACAUUAAACACCACAGUCAUACUAAAGCCACAACGUGGUCAAACGAAAAACUGGAUUGCGCUCGAAGACACAUUGCAGCGCAAUACGGAGCCCGAAGAGAUCACCGGCAGCAUUGCUGCCUCAGCGGUACGGUCACCAAAUCUUAUACUUGCGCCCGGGCAGUCCAUAAAUCCUUGCCCUAGUCCAGCCGUUGGCAUACCGCAACCGAGCGGUUAUCAUGGACACGGUGUGUCUGGCGUUGUAGGCGACGAUCGCAACGUCUUUGCCAUUUAUGUGUCCUACUAUGUGAAGGUAAAGUUGACCUUGAGCGGCAUGGGUGGCGAACUGUCGCUAAAGUUGCCCUUCGUGCUAGUACAUGUCGAAGAGCCAAAAGUUGAGCAUAAAGUGGAAAGACUUGAAUUAGACGAUGUACCGGCUGGUAAACGUAACGGCAACAAAAUCAAAGACGGCGCUAUCACAUCGACAGCCGGUAUAACGGCAACUACGUCACGCAAAGAUGGCAAUGGACGUCUCAACACGCAUCUGCAGCAACUUGAUGGCAUCGAGUCGAUAGACAAUGAGAUACGCUUGCCAAUACCGGAGACAGCUGUGCCAACGACAGCACCUGCUGCCAUCUGCAAGCCUAAGCUAUUGUGUAGCGAAACGUUAGCUAAAGGUUUGAACGAGGAAAUCGAAAAGCAGACAGAGGAGGAAACGCGAAAAGCAACUCUUAGCACCGAGGAGAGUUUGCCGAACGAAGGUGAAGAGCUGCAGCAAGUGCACAUAGUACAAAUACAUUCACAAUUAGCACAGAGCGCUGAAAAAGAAACGGUGGAAAGCCAAGAAGAGGAUGUAAAUAAGGAAGCGAAACAGAUUUUUGAGUUGAUGGAACCAGAAGAAGAUAUAAAGCAAAUAUUACAAGAUGAACCAACAAAUGAUGAAAUAGAAGAAGAAGAAGGAGAAAAAGUGGAGUCUGCGGUGGAAAAAACGUCUAAUGAGCAUCACCCUCAUCUCUCUGACGUGUGAUUUUCUUUUCUAUGCGGCGCCGUUAUACUUAAAUGACCGUAAUUUGCUUGGAAAAGAGCGCACACACAGAAAACAAAAUGACUUUCAGCAACUCUUGUCUGCGACCGAUAGCGGAGACCUGGCAGGAGCGCUCCAAUUAUUACAACGACGAACAUCCUGGCAAAUGCUUGGUGAGUGAUAAGCUCAUUCUCUCACCUGGUGAGAAGGCAAAAAUCUCUCAACUACUGUUCGGUAAAACAUUAUGGCAGUGAAAAGGGUCAUGCCACCGUUUCUGGUUUUGGCGCUGUUGGUCCAUCAAAGGGAUGCAAAUUAGGCGAUUUGGUAAAUAAGGCUGCAGCCUUUCAGGAGUGCCCGCCACAUGGUUUCGAAGGUGACUUUACGCAUGAGGCUCAACAUUAUCAAAAACAUAACGGAGACAUUUUCUCUCGCAAUUCGAAGAAUGCUGAAUUUCUGACGUAAUGGUGGCGUUUCAUUAAAUAUAAUGAUCAAGUAAUUAAGCGAUUAUAAAUUUUUGAAUGAAAAAAGUGAUAUUUCAUUAUUGUUGUUGUUAAUAUGAGAAUAAAAAUUGUUAUCUUUAAAUAAAUAUAAAGUUUUUUACUAAAUAAAAGUGGCGAGCUUAAGCACAUAAAUUU
Molecule: messenger RNA, 2006 nt
Organism: Bactrocera oleae (olive fruit fly)
Lineage: Eukaryota; Metazoa; Arthropoda; Insecta; Diptera; Tephritidae
Source: RefSeq, a predicted model, not a curated record